Carassius gibelio (silver crucian carp) is the source of this 4088-nucleotide messenger RNA. Its product is annotated as gamma-adducin. The transcript has 15 exons. Gene Ontology annotation, cellular component: postsynaptic density; cytoskeleton; plasma membrane. The record is from RefSeq and is a predicted model, not a curated record. Lineage: Eukaryota; Metazoa; Chordata; Actinopteri; Cypriniformes; Cyprinidae. Gene Ontology annotation, biological process: barbed-end actin filament capping. The coding region runs from base 306 to 2327 and encodes 673 amino acids. Gene Ontology annotation, molecular function: actin filament binding.
UUCUCUCACUGCUGAAGCAGAUCCUCGCAAACACACUCCCACGUCCUAACACACACACACACACACACGAAAAUCCCCCUCAUACGAGGAAAGAGCAGUGUCGCUGGGUGAGAUUCGCUUUUUGCGCUUCACAGAGUGGAACCGCGAACUGUUUGUGGAGUUUGUGGGCUGGUUUUGUCGCGUUUAAUCCACUGAGGUCAUCUGGGACUCUCGAGGCGGGAAUGAGAGAGAUGCGCUCGAGCGCUCACUGGACUUUCACUCUGUGAGGAGCAAACAGGUGAAGACAGCAGGAAAAAACAGUAGAGAUGAGUGGUGAGCUGAGACAGGGGGUGGUGACGACCCCUCCGCCCCCAAGCGUGGGGAAAAAGGAGGGCUACUUCGACCGCAUCAACGAAAACGACCCUGAAUACCUGCGUGCACGCAACAUGUCACCCGACCUGCGACAAGACUUCAACAUGAUGGAGCAGAAGAAAAGGGUCACACAGAUACUACAGAGUCCAGCAUUUAGGGAUGAGCUAGAGGGACUGAUCCAGGAACAGAUGAACAAGGGGAAAAACCCCACAGAGCUGCUCGCUCUGCGACAGAUCGCAGACUUCUUCAUGGCCAGCUCCGUAGCCGGCUUCUCCACCUCGCCCCUAAGUUUGGCCAUGGUGACCCCAAUUAAUGACAUGUUCAGCAUGGAGUCCAGUACUGUGGUGAAGGGAGAGAAACAGAUGCGCUCCAAACUGGCCAGCCUCUACAGACUAGUGGACCUGUUCAGUUGGGCACACUUCACAAACUGUUACAUUACAGUUCGUGUGAGUAAAGAGCAGGAUCAUAUCCUCAUCCUCCCCAGAGGACUGUCCUUCGCCGAGGCCUCUGCUUCCAAUCUGGUGAAGGUGAAUAUUCUUGGUGACGUGAUCGAUCAGGGCUCCACCAACCUGCAGAUUGACCCGGACGGCUUCAGCCCUCACGCUGCCAUCUACUCCGUGAGACCGGACGUGCGCUGCAUCAUUCACAUACGCACACCAGCCACUGCUGCCGUGUCGUCUAUGAAGUGCGGCCUUCUGCCCAUCUCUCAGGAGGCUCUGAUCCUGGGUGACAUUGCGUAUUACAACUACCAAGGCAGUCUGGAUGAGCAAGAGGAGCGCGUAGAGCUCCAGAAAGCCCUCGGACCAUCGGCGAAGGUGUUGGUUUUAAGGAAUCACGGGGUCGUAGCUCUCGGGGAGACCAUUGAAGAGGCCUUUCACUACAUUUACAACACUCAGCUUGCCUGUGAAAUACAAGUGAAUGCGCUGUCGUGCGCUGGCGGAGUGGAGAACCUGAUCGUGUUGGAUCUGGAGAAGUACAGAUCUCGGACACAGGGGGUGGCAGAAGCCGGGGUCAACAUGGGCUCUCAGCACAAGUGGAGGCUGGGAGAGCUGGAGUUCGAGUCGCUCAUGAGAAUGAUGGACAACCUGGGUUACAGGACAGGCUACACGUACCGGCACCCGAUUGUGCGGGAGAAGCCGCGGCACAAGAGCGAAGUGGAGAUUCCUGCAACAGUGACAGCUUUCAUGUUUGAUGACGACGACGCUCCACGUUUCCCUCUGAGGUUACUGCAGCAGCGACAGCAGAGAGAGAAAACCCGCUGGCUCAAUUCACCCAACUGCUACAUGAAGGUGAACGUGUCGGACCGGGCGAGCGAGGAGAACGGACGCACCAGGACCAUGUGGAUGAAGUCAGAUGACGGUGGAAACACCAGCGGGACUCCAAUCCGCAUUGAAGAUCCAAAUCAGUUUGUUCCUCUGAACACGAACCCCAAUGAAGUUCUGGAGAAGAGAAAUAAGAUUCGUGAGCAGAACCGGUUUGACAUGAUGACAGCAGGGCCACAGUCACAGCGGCUGGCAGGGAUUGUGGUGGAAAGACCGCCGCCGUACAUGGGCGACGACGAGGAACAGACGCUUCCUCCAAACCCCUUCAGUGAGCUGAGCGAGAAAGAGCUGGAGAAACAAGAGGAACUUCAGCAGCACGGAUUAGAUGAAGAAGAGCAGCUCACGUCAGACGACGCUUCCACACUCUCUCAAACCCUGUCUCCACAAAACACUCCAGCUAAAGAAGAGAACCACAGCGGCGUGAUGCUGAACGGUAAAGACGCUCACGGUGACGAGGACGAGCUCAUCAAGCGCGUCAGUCAGCUGACCACCAGCCUGGAAAGUGUAGAGAUCAGCGUGCGCUCGGGAGAGAAGAUCGAAGAGGCUCUGACGCCCGAGAGCUCGCCCUCCAAAUCACCCAACAAGAAGAAGAAUAAGUUCAGGACCCCGUCCUUCCUGAAGAAGAACAAGAAGAAAGAGAAAGUGGAAGCCUAGAGGAAGCAGUCAAUCCAUCUGUCCUUUUAUGCUUUUACGUUUGUUUUUGAAAAAACACGGCACGUUAUUUUGGGAGUCGGUGAGUAGACGGAGCGUCAUCUGUUUUUAAGAGACGUGCCAGGAUUAUAAAAUGAGAUUUUUACAGGAAGAGAAGCGAGGGGAAACUCCUGGGAAACUGGCUUUUCUCUCCUGAUGGACUGGAAAUGUUCCUGUACAAUGAGUUUAUCUCAUGAGCCCAUACUGCAAUCUUUUUCAUACUGUAUGUUUAUUAGAGUCUCGCCCCGUGUCAUGUUUCUCCAGCUGUAGCUGAACGGUUAGGAGUAUUUGGAGACUCUGAAGAAUCACACUGGAACCGUUCGGGGGUUAUUUUAGCAGGGUUUGUUUGACGUCGCCUGCGAUGGUCUGAUCCUGUGUAGAGUCACUCCAGUCUCCUCUCCGUACUGUUCUUUGCCAAACAAAAAGAUUCAAUGGCUAAAAAAGCAGAGCAAUCACGUUUUAGUGAACAUCACCUCUUCAUCUCUUCUGAAAUAUUUUAGCUUUUUUUUUUUUUUUUUUUUUAUUGAAACGAUUUAGUUUUUAUCCAUACAGUUUUGUACUCGUUUCUAUGCUUUAACACCGAAAAUACACAAUCUGGAAGCAUGUUUUGCUAGUCUGACUGCAGUGCCUGACUUCUCAACCGUGUAAUAGCUCAGAUUACUUAACAUGUAAUGGAAAUAUAUGCAAACUAGAGUGAUGAUAUAUAUAUAUAUAUAUAUAUAUAUAUAUAUAUAUAUAUAUAUAUAUAUAUAUAUAGUGUUGCCCUUUUAAUGUGGGAUACAUAACAAACGAAAAAACAAAACAGGAGAUCUAAAGCCAAAGAGGCGUGAUAUGAAAACAUGAGAAAUGUUUUAGCAUCUAGAAAAAGGGUCGAGAAGGGAAACUUGUUAACACGUAAGGAAAAAAUAUAUAUAUUUGUAAACUGUAUUUUUGAAGAAGUCUCAGUCCCACAGCAAAGUACUGUCUCUCAUGAGUCCCAUCACCUCAGACGUUUGAGCUUCAUUCAUUAUAUCACCUUAUGACAGCCAUAAGUCAUCCCAUAACCAUCCAACAGAGUUACAAAGUUUGAGAAGCAGCAUUGUGCAGUGUGCUUCUUACAUCUAAAACUGGAUCGAUUUACUCCUCUUCCCUCCAGUUCCCAUGAGAUCAGAAGGUGCUUGUUUUGCCCAUUUUAAAGCACCCCGCCACAUGAGAUCACACCCGUGCUAAUCUCUCGUGGCUUAUAUUAGCAAUUUGACCUCAGUUUGAACUCUGUUAGGGCCGAAUGUAGUGAUCAUAGAUCCUGUAGGAGGAGGAAGAGGAGGAACCACUGAAAGAGAGAGAGAGAGAGAGAGAGAGAUGAAUAUCCCAGUGGGCAAUGUGAAGGACUGGCUUGGGACGGAGAGAGAAAGCUGUGUAAACAGCAUGUGCUUUUGAACGCGAGCCAGACGUGGACUAACACAAGCUGCACAUGGUCGAGUUUAGAGAGAACCGGGCGGGCGGGAAGAUUAACUCGUUUUAUUGCUUUAACUUUUUCUUUUUGCUCCGGUUUCCAUUGCAUUUGUUGCUUUUCCCCGUCUCCUGACCGUUUUGCACCUUGUUUUACUAAUGCCUCUCUGUUGUAGUCUGGUUCAGAAGACUCUUUGUGAUCUGUGAAAUCUUAUAUAAAUGGUUAUCUAACGGACUUGCUUCUAGAUGUAUUGCUAAUCAGUGUAAAUUCACAAAUAAACUAUUUUAAGAAGCAAA